This is a messenger RNA of Quercus lobata, 702 nucleotides long. Its product is annotated as EG45-like domain containing protein. Bases 75 to 503 code for a protein of 142 amino acids. NCBI's taxonomy places the organism in Eukaryota, Viridiplantae, Streptophyta, Magnoliopsida, Fagales, Fagaceae. The transcript has 3 exons. The record is from RefSeq and is a predicted model, not a curated record.
AACCAGUUACCAACUGUUGAAUCACAUCUUAACUAUUGUUCAUUGUUGUCCUAAAACCAAAUUAGAUCCACAGCAUGCACAAGGUUCAACUUUUCUCUCAAAGCCUAUUUGUAAUUCUGGCAGUGCUGAUUUAUCUCUCUCAACUCUCUCGUGCUGAUGUUGGCACAUCUGCCCACUACAGAACCCCAUAUUUACCCACAGCCUGCUAUGGAAACAAUGCAGCACAGUUCCCUUCAAGCAACCUCUUCGCGUCGGCCGGCGAGGGGAUAUGGGACAAUGGUGCUGCAUGUGGGAGGCAGUAUUUGGUGCGGUGCAUAAGCGCGGCUCACCCUAGAACCUGCAUUCCAGGCCAAACAAUUCAAAUAAGGAUCGUUGAUCGAGCACUCAGUUCAGUUUCUAGGCCUUCCCGGCAUGGUGCCACCAUUGUUCUUUCUAAAACUGCAUUUGGGAUGAUUGCCAAACCUUCAGCCUCAUGUAUUAACAUAGAAUUUCAGCAGGUUUGACUAUUUGAAACAAGGCAGGAGACAAAGGGAUUAAGGGGGGCAAUUGCUAUUACUUCUCUUCCUGCCAAUGGUUUGCUAUUUCAAGUGUGGCUAUUGAUGCGGUUUUAUAGUUACCUUACACGAUUUUGUGGUAUAUGUAUUGUUUUACGUAAGAGGGCUACCUAUUACCAAUAAAAUUUGCAUUCUCAAUUUAUUAGUA